GAAGUACCACUCUUCUCUUCUUGGUUCUAUCACUACACAUGGGUGGCGGUGAUGCCUUCUGGGACGUUGGCACCAGCACACCAUACCCUUUACGUCUUGACAAUUUGGGGCGCACCAGUUUCUUCCGAUGGCAGAAAGCAGAGUCAACCUAUAUGGCUUUCUCGAAACCAGUUUUGGAUUGGAAUGAAGAAUAUAAUAGAUUCAGGCUGAGGGUCGUAGCUGGGAUUUCUAUUGACAUGACCCCACUCUCAACUGCUGCAAUUCUGAACAAUCGAAUAUUGCUGACGUCUGCCAACUUCCUGAUGCCGCACAUGCACAGGCAGACUGACCUUCGUAUCUGGGCUUUGGGAAAAUCGGGGCUGUACAACACGCCCUAUCGGUACCGAGUCUGGCGGAUCUGGCGAUUGUUCAGCACAAGUCUGAACCCCGAACACCAGCAUGGGCCGAAGGGGGAACAUACCCCGCGACACGAUGUGGCGAUAAUCUUCACCCGGGAUCAGAUGUUCGUGUUCUGGAAGCCGUCCAACGCUGAGCAGUACCCGUACCAGACCUGGCUGAUCUAUCCUCACUGGACGAUAGUUAACACAAAAACUGAUGAUGAAGACAAGCUUCUAUUCGCCGGGUCAGGCUACGAGUAUAUGGAACACGUGCGGGAGAACUACAAAAUCUACUUUGCGCUCCCCAAAGAAGAAGAUAUCGUUGACUGUUCCAAAUACAUACCAAAGUUUUGGGGGAAGUUUAUAUGUUUUAGGAAUGUUAUGAGGUUUUCUGGGGUUCAGAACGGUGGUCCACUGUUACUAGGGUCACAUAUUCUUGGGGUUGGUUGCUUCGAGAUUCGAGUAAAUGAGGAUAGGAUUUUGGUGUUCACUGAUUUGAGGUACUACGUCCAUAUAAUUAAACAAGUGGCGGAACUGAAGGCCCAUCAGUAUUAUGAAUACGCGUAUCCCCAGUGGGGCAUAUACUAUGGAUACUUUGGUUCCAUAUCCGGGAACUACCCGAGAAUUCCCGAACUCUACACUCCGUGGUGGGUGAGGAUUGAUCACCUUGGCUAACCCGUAGUGUAUACGAGAGC
Pieris rapae (cabbage white) is the source of this 1072-nucleotide messenger RNA. RefSeq lists its product as uncharacterized. The transcript has 2 exons. Bases 39 to 1052 code for a protein of 337 amino acids. The record is from RefSeq and is a predicted model, not a curated record. NCBI's taxonomy places the organism in Eukaryota, Metazoa, Arthropoda, Insecta, Lepidoptera, Pieridae.